GAGAAAUUAAAAAGACUACUGCAAAAGAUAAAGAAAUAUCAAAUGGGUUCUUUAAUGUCAGGAUGGGACUCUCCAACAAAGGAUCCCAACUCAGUGAGAAGGUGCAAGUCGCUAACAAGAGAAGAAAUCGACGCUUUCUGGAAGACAAAGAAGAAGACUGAAGAAGAACAUGUUCAAGCAGUUUCCAAGUUGGUAGCUCAGGAAGUUGCGGAAAACCAAGGUCAAGAGGAGAAGAGUGUAGAAGAUGCUUAUGAAAACCAAAGCAGGAAGAGUGGAUGGUGGAGAAGAAGCAACUGGGCGUUUUUGAAUGAGCCGAGGGAGGAAGAGGGUCGACCCAACAAUUACGUUCCGCAGUUCCAAGUGGCUCACAUCGCCAAAAUCGCGGGCUAGUAAUGAUCGCUAUAGUCACCGGCUAAUCACAUGUCAUCAGGGUGAAUUAUGAUUUUAGUUAUUAGUGGUCGUUUUGGUACCGGGUGUAUACAUGUUAUAUAUGAUAUGAUGGUUGCGUUAAUAUGUGAGAAUGUGUGUUUUAUCUGAGAAAUGACAUGUGCAUGUAUAUUUUCUUGUUUUUGUUGUGAGGGAGUGUAUACUGUAUGUUUUUGAUAAGCGUUACUCAUCACUAUGGUUUGGUUAGUAAUGGGACUCUCUUUUUAUGUUAUCGACUUCCCCACUGUUAAUAUCCAUUUCAG
Eruca vesicaria subsp. sativa (arugula) is the source of this 689-nucleotide messenger RNA. Lineage: Eukaryota; Viridiplantae; Streptophyta; Magnoliopsida; Brassicales; Brassicaceae. The record is from the annotation of a GenBank genome assembly.